UGGCGGUAUUCUUCGGGCUUCCAGUGUGGCCGAGAGAUUACCACCAACACCAAAAUCUGGGAUCAGCCUCCCCUGGUGGAUGCAGCCCCCUGUUUUGGUGUUGGUGCCUAUGUUCAGGUGUCCAAUUAUCUGAUUGGCGUUGACGCCCGUUCUAGAUUGGCUCAGUUAGGCCGUGGCAUGACCAGAGGAGUUUGUCGCGCGGUCCGUAGACCUUGGCCUCGCAUUUUGAGCUCAAGAUUGUCUGCUGUUUGACUCGCCAUUGCGCAUUCGAUUUUCUAUGUGAGCACGCCGCAUUCUUUCUUGUAGUGUCAACUCAUCACUCUUCCGCGACAUGGCUGAGCCGGCACACAAGACCGCAAAGUUUGUGGUUGGCGACAUUGCCAGCAGACCAGGAGAGUCAUGGCUGGUUGCAGCCGGGGUGCCUCGUCUUGGAUUGGGCUUGGCUGCGUUGGGGCGUCCUGGCUACAUAAAUACGGGCCGCAAAUCAGACUUAGCUAAUCUCGAAGAUAGGACGCCAGAGGCAAUGAAAAUGCAUGCUUGGAAGGUUCUAGAUGCGGCUUGGGCUGCUGGCGUUCGAUACUUCGACUGCGCCAGAAGCUAUGGUCUGAGUGAGCAGUUUCUCGCAGGUUGGCUGGAUGCACGUACCAUAGACUGCCAGACGGCGGUUGUUGGUUCCAAAUGGGGUUAUCGGUAUACUGCAGACUGGAAAAUUGAUACGGGCGGGGCUCCCCAUGAGGUGAAGGAUCAUUCUUUGACUCAUCUCGAAGAACAACUUUCCGAAACUAAAAAAUUGUUGGGAGGGAAAAUUCGUUUAUAUCAGAUCCACUCAGCCACUAUCGAGAGCCGUGUUCUCGAGAACACCGAGGUGCUGGAUCGUUUGAGACAGGUCCGGGACGUGGACGGGUGGCGUCUCGGUCUUUCCUUAUCUGGCACUGCUCAAGCAGCCACUUUAGAAAAGGCAUUGGACACACAGCUUUUCGAUUCAGUGCAGGCCACAUGGAAUCUUUUCGAGCAGUCUGCAGGAGAUGCAUUAUUGAAAGCCAAACAGGCAGGCUUACAAGUAAUUGUCAAGGAAGCGAUGGCAAAUGGACGAUUGCUCAAGUGUGACGCCUUGAUUGAAGCAGCUGCUGAGUUGGCCGUGGCUCCAGAUGCAUUGGCUUUGGCCGCUGUGAUGGCACAACCCUUCGAACCCAUGGUUCUGUCUGGUGCUGUGACUACCGAUCAGUUUCAAAGUAAUCUAGGAGCUAUUGAACUCGCGGAUGCACUACGAGGAGACAAGGCUGCUGUGCUACAGAGGCUGAUGCAGGAUUUGCGACAUGAUGCUGACGACUACUGGAAGGAUCGGUCCGCACUGACGUGGAACUGACAGGACGUCUUUAGGCACCCAACGCUCAGGAGGAGAAAAGGCACACAGACACAACGAAUCGUGGGG
Molecule: messenger RNA, 1432 nt
Organism: Prorocentrum cordatum
Lineage: Eukaryota; Dinophyceae; Prorocentrales; Prorocentraceae
Source: the annotation of a GenBank genome assembly